AUGGCUACUGACUUUCAACUUUUUCUCUUUCCUCCUCAAUUUCAUCCAGGUGUGGACAUUGCAUCAUUGGCACCGAUAUAUGAAGAGCUGGGUGCGGCUUUCGCCAACGCGAAGAACGACAUUGUUAUUGCAAAGGUUGAUGCGGAUGCGCAUAAGGAAUUGGGAUCCCGAUUUGAAGUCAGGGGAUACCCAACCAUCAAAUGGUUCCCAAAAGGCUCAAAGACACCUGAAGAUUACAAUGGUGGUCGGGACUUGGACUCUUUUCUGAAAUUUAUCGAAGAAAAAUCUGGAAUUAAGGCGAACGUCAAGAAACCACAAACUUUUGUUAAAGUGCUGACAAGCGGAUCAUUCGACGAGGUUGUCAAGGAUCCCAAGAAGAAUGUGCUUGUCGAAUUUUAUGCUCCAUGGUGUGGUCACUGCAAGAAUUUGGCCCCUAUAUACGAAAAGGUGGCCAAAGAUUUCGCUUUUGAGCCAAACUGUGUGGUGGCAAAUGUGGAUGCAACAGCUGCACCCGAUCUCGGGGAGAGGUACAAUAUUGCAGGUUACCCAACCAUCAAAUUUUUCCCAGCUGGAGGCGACCCAACAUCACCCGAGGACUACCAGGGUGGUCGCUCUGAGGAGGAUUUCGUCAAGUUUUUGAACGAAAAAUGUGGCACUCAUCGCACUGUAGGCGGUGGACUUACGGACCUGGCUGGGCGUAUCGCUGCCUUGGACAAAUUAGCGGCGAAAUUUGUGGCCGCUUCUAAAGAAAUUCGUGAUAGCCUCAUCGAGCAGGCCAAGGAAGCUCUAAAGGGCCAUCCUUCCAAAUUCUCCAAGUACUACCUUAAAGUGAUGGAGAAAAUUGCAAAGGGCAACGAAGCGUUCCCUGGGACGGAGAUUACCCGCUUGGAAAAGGUCCUCAGCACAGGCAACACGGACCCUUCCAGGAUAGAUAACUUCUUAAUCCGAAAGAACAUUCUCCAAGCUUUUGUGUCGGGGAAGACCCCUGCUAAAGAGGCCGAGAAUGUGAAAAUCGACGGCACAUCUGACGCUAAAGAUCAUGAAGAGCUGUAG
Spizellomyces punctatus DAOM BR117 is the source of this 1053-nucleotide messenger RNA. Its product is annotated as protein disulfide-isomerase domain. Gene Ontology annotation, biological process: protein folding. The transcript is spliced from 7 exons. The record is from RefSeq and is a predicted model, not a curated record. Gene Ontology annotation, cellular component: endoplasmic reticulum. Lineage: Eukaryota; Fungi; Chytridiomycota; Chytridiomycetes; Spizellomycetales; Spizellomycetaceae. The coding region runs from base 1 to 1053 and encodes 350 amino acids. Gene Ontology annotation, molecular function: protein disulfide isomerase activity.